GCCCGAAUCCUUCUUCAACCUUCUACUGUCUGUAGGGGCACCUUCAACCAGGUCUGCGGUGCACUGGAAGUGGCUUGCUUUGCUGUAAAGAAUAAGCGGAAAUAACACUUUAACAUAGAUACAAUGUCCUUCCUGACUGUCAGCAGGCUAGCACCUAAACUCCUCAAUUCAAAGAAUGCCACUUACUUAUUUGUGGCUGCCAGAAAUGCCAGUGCGUCAACAACAAAUCUGAAGGAUGUUCUGGCAGACCUCAUCCCAAAAGAACAGACCAGGAUCAAGAACUUUAAACAACAAUAUGGAAAAACUAACAUAGGUCAGAUUACUGUUGACAUGGUCUAUGGAGGUAUGAGAGGGAUGAAGGGUUUGGUAUAUGAAACCUCUGUUUUGGAUCCUGAAGAGGGCAUCCGCUUCAGGGGCUACAGCAUUCCAGAGUGUCAGAAGUUGCUGCCUAAAGCUCCAGGAGGAGAGGAGCCACUUCCUGAGGGCCUCUUCUGGCUGCUGGUCACAGGACAGGUGCCCACUGAAGAGCAGGUGAACUGGGUGUCCAAAGAGUGGGCGAAGAGAGCAGCACUCCCCUCUCAUGUUGUCACCAUGCUGGAUAAUUUCCCCACAAACCUACACCCCAUGUCUCAGUUCAGUGCUGCUAUCACAGCUCUGAACAGCGAGAGCAGCUUUGCACGGGCCUACUCUGAGGGAGUCCACAAGUCCAAGUACUGGGAGUUUAUCUACGAAGACUCCAUGGACUUGAUUGCUAAGCUACCCUGCAUUGCCGCUAAGAUCUACCGUAACCUGUAUCGUGAAGGCAGCAGCAUCGGAGCCAUUGACUCCAACUUGGACUGGUCCCACAACUUCACUAACAUGCUGGGCUACACUGAUGCCCAGUUCACUGAGUUAAUGAGGCUCUACCUUACCAUCCACAGUGAUCAUGAAGGAGGCAACGUCAGUGCCCACACCAGCCACUUAGUUGGGAGCGCCCUGUCUGAUCCCUACCUGUCCUUCAGUGCUGCCAUGAAUGGUCUGGCCGGUCCUCUGCACGGCCUGGCCAAUCAGGAAGUGCUGGUGUGGUUGACUGCCCUGCAGAAGGAGCUGGGAGGAGAGGUGUCUGAUGAAAGGAUGAGGGAUUAUAUCUGGAACACACUCAAGUCUGGAAGGGUGGUGCCAGGCUAUGGCCAUGCCGUCCUGAGGAAGACUGACCCACGUUACACCUGCCAGCGCGAGUUUGCCCUGAAACAUCUGCCCAGUGAUCCCAUGUUUAAGUUGGUUGCACAGCUAUACAAGAUUGUACCCAAUGUGCUCCUGGAACAGGGCAAGGCCAAGAACCCCUGGCCUAAUGUGGAUGCUCACAGUGGAGUGCUUCUGCAGUACUAUGGAAUGACAGAGAUGAACUACUACACCGUACUUUUCGGUGUGUCUCGGGCUCUUGGCGUACUGGCUCAGCUGGUGUGGAGUAGAGCCCUGGGCUUCCCCUUGGAGCGCCCCAAGUCCAUGAGCACAGAUGGACUGAUGACUCUGGUUGGAACCAAAUCAGGCUGAGGCACCACCUGAAAGGAGCUGGGGGUUAGUGUUAAGGGUGGGAGGAUGUGGAAAUAUCGAAAGGCAGACAUCAGUUGACCCUCUGUCAUUUCCAACCCCAGGGAUUUAAUGGGAUUCAAAGAGACAGUACGCUUUUAAUGUUAUUUCACAAAAGAAGGGCCUUUUAAAUUGUCACACCAUUAGUGUUGAAAUGUGUUUAGUUAACCACUGAAAAGUUUUCCCAUCAUGUCUGCAUCUUUGGAACAUGAGAGGUACAAACUAAAGGCUCACAUACAUAUAACACCCUCGUAGGCUCAAAUUAAUGUACCGGUCUACAUCUCAAAGAUUUCCCCAGGGCAUUGCCUGUGUGUUUCUCAUUGAAUGCUGAGUCUGAAAUAAGAGUGGGCAGUGGCAUUCAAAAGGAAUUGUGGGAGUGAACUACACUUCCUUUGUAUUUGUUAAAAGCUCUACUAAAUCAUUUGCUGCUUUUGGCUAAUUGAUUUUUUUUUAAAGAUGGUAUUCCCAAUCAACAGACCAUCAAAUAAAACUCAACUUUUUUUUCUUCUAUGCAACCUUAUCAUCCCAUCAAGUUAGUCCGUGCAUUUCACUCCCAUGAUGAAACACUCCAGUUUUGAAAAACAAAAGGUCCUAAGUUAUCAUUUUGCAAUCUAUUCAGAAAAAUAUUCCAAAGCAAGAAGUCAGUUAAAAGAUACUGCCCCUUUAAAUCUUUAAUUUCCUCCUUUUCUCCAACUUUUUUUUUUCUUUUUAAAGAUGACCUGUAUUACCUCUAUGAUCAAAAUAAGUCUUGUCUGUAUAAUUUUUUUUUUCUUUCCUUUAAACUUUUCUAUUUUAAAGAGUCUUUGCUCAAAGGGUCUUAAGAAUAGUAGAGAAUCAAGAAUAAUGUACAGUAACAAAACUAAUUUGAGCAAAGGGUGAUGUAAUUGGCAGCCUGUGGCGAAUCCUUAAGAGCAAGCUUGAAUAAAAAGUGAGAUUGGGGGACUUGGUAGUUGCCCUGUUAUAUUGAAAUGUUGAAGUUCACCCCCAUUAAAGAGCGCUUUAAACAUGACAUACUCCAAAAUGAGUACUUGCUUGAUUCGGUUUUACUAAUUUGUAGCAAUAAAAUCAUCCGGGGUUGAUUGCGUACUUUCUACCAAGGUCAUUUUUCUGUGUUGAAUAUGUAUAAAACUAUAGUCUUUGCUUUCUCAUUUUGUGGUUUUAUUUAUACUUUGUGUACAUAGGUAUAUAUAUGUAUAGCUUGAAUGUAUGAGCUCUAUGUGAUCAUCUGCUUGUGAUAACCACAAUGAGCAACACAGUUUACCUACACUGCAUAGUGUCCAGUCUCGAUGCAACGCUCACUCACUGGUCACCGAGGAAUUCUGACAACGAACAAAAAAAUAAUAAAACAAGAAAAUCUGCAGCUAUAUUGUACAGUUUCUCACCGAGCUUUGUUGACUUAGCUGGUGCUGCUUUCAAGGUGUUUCACUUGAAUGUUUCAAGCUUGCUUUUAAGUUCUAGGUUUGUCAACACUCCAUGUUUGUGUCGUUUAAGUUCUUGCUUCUCCCCCUCUCCAAAUAGUCCGUUUGCUUUGUUUAGUCGGUAGAUCAGACAGGUUUUUGAUUCGCUCUGCUCGUUUCCGUCUUCUCUCUGCGUUCAUCAGGCAUGUCUUUGUUUUAUUGCGUUCUUCCAUGCGGCCGGCUUGUUGGAGAGAUGGGGUUAUUUUGAUCGUAGAGGAGCAUAAAGGUUGUAUAUAUAUAUGGGAAAAUUUAUCGUAGAAAGAUUUCAUUGGAGAAAUACUUAGGGGAUGGGGCUGGAUGGGUCAAGUGGGCAAGAGAAGUACUUCAUGAAAAACCUAACAAAAAAAAAAGAAAAAUAAAGGUUUUUAUUAACA
Melanotaenia boesemani (Boeseman's rainbowfish) is the source of this 3400-nucleotide messenger RNA. RefSeq names its product citrate synthase (gene cs). The transcript has 11 exons. The coding region runs from base 124 to 1533 and encodes 469 amino acids. Gene Ontology annotation, biological process: citrate metabolic process; tricarboxylic acid cycle; carbohydrate metabolic process. The record is from RefSeq and is a predicted model, not a curated record. Gene Ontology annotation, cellular component: mitochondrial matrix. NCBI's taxonomy places the organism in Eukaryota, Metazoa, Chordata, Actinopteri, Atheriniformes, Melanotaeniidae.